Mangifera indica (mango) is the source of this 5565-nucleotide messenger RNA. RefSeq lists its product as uncharacterized. The coding region runs from base 660 to 4769 and encodes 1369 amino acids. The transcript is spliced from 3 exons. Gene Ontology annotation, cellular component: nucleus. NCBI's taxonomy places the organism in Eukaryota, Viridiplantae, Streptophyta, Magnoliopsida, Sapindales, Anacardiaceae. The record is from RefSeq and is a predicted model, not a curated record.
CAUUGUUUUGUUUCAUUUUCUCGCUUCGGGCUACUUUCUCUCUCUAGUUCUCUGUUUCUUUUCGAAGAGGAGAAGUGAGGUCAAUCGUUUCGUCGCCUUUCUUUCUGGAUCUCGUCUUCAGUUAGAUCAGUUUUACAUUUGGGAUUGGGGUUUAAUUUUUUUAUUUGUUUAGGUGUUUGAUGAUCUAGGGUUGGGUUGGGUGUGCUUAAAAUCGUGAAUAGGUGACAAAAGGAAGGGGUAAAAAAAGGGAUUGAUGGUACUCGUUUUAGGGCAAAAUGCAAGGGUAUCAUGCGUAUUCGUCUGCAUGGAUGGCGAGCUGGUGAAGGGGAAGACCGCCAGAGGAAACGGCACAUGUGGACUGUCCCUCCACGUGGCUCCCCGAUUUUAGAUGCACUUGCUCAUGGUGCUGCCUCUCCUCCUUUGUCUUCUUCUCCCAAUUCAACUACUUUCUUUUCUCAGACAAUGGAAAAUAGUGAUCAGAGUGGAAAAUCGCUAAAAUAAGGUUGAUUCCGAAUGGUCCAACUUCAACUUCACAAUUAAAGUCUGGUUCUGAUAGUGUGCAGAAUAGUGCUUCCUGUCAUCCACCACAAGUUAAAGGGAAGAAAAGGGAGAGGGGAGAUAAGGGCUCUGAGGCUGUUAAGCGGGAACGUUCUUCAAGAAUGGAGGAUGGGGAUUCUGGUCACAAUAGAUCAGAUAGUCUAAAAUCUGAGAUUGCCAAAUUUACUGAUAAAGGGGGACUUGUAGACUAUGAUGGCGUAGAGAAAUUGGUGCAGCUCAUGAUGCCUGAGAAAAAAAUAGAUUUGGUUUGCCGAUCAGUGCUUGCUGGUGUGGUGGCUGCGACAGACAAAUUGGAUUGCCUUAAUUGGUUUGUGCAGCUUAAGGGUUUACCUGUUUAUGAUGAAUGGCUUCAAGAGGUCCACAAAGGAAAGAUUGGUGAUGGUAACAGCCCCAAAGACGGUGAUAGAUCAAUUGAGGAAUUUCUCUUAAUUUUACUUCGUGCACUUGAUAAACUGCCUAUAAAUCUUCAUGCACUACAAAUGUGUAACAUUGGCAAGUCUGUUAAUCAUUUGCGUACACACAAGAAUUUGGAAAUUCAGAAGAAAGCAAGGAGUUUAGUUGACACCUGGAAGAAACGUGUUGAGGCUGAAAUGGAUGCAAAACCAAAUCAGGGUGUCUCCUGGCCAGCUAGACGCAGGCUUCCAGAAGUUACUCCUGGUGGGAACAGACAAUCUGGUGGAUCCUCUGAGGUUGCUGUAAAGAGCUUGGUGAUGCAGCCUACUGCUUCUAAAACUGCUUCAGUCAAGCUUGUACCGGGGGAGACCACUGCAAAGUCAGCAUUUGCAUCACCGGUGUCUGUGAAAUCAGUACCAUCACCUACAUCAGUGGGCACAAACCUAAAAGAUGGACAAUCUCGUAAUUAUGCUGUUGGUGGUGCAAUUGAACUUCCUUCAAAUCCGGCAAAGGAUGAGACUAGCGCUGAACCAUCCCUGGUUAACCAGCACCUUAGAGGCAGUGUGCCAUCCCAGCCAUCUGUUUCAAGCCUUCGGGUGGAUAAUUCAGAGACAGGGAACAUUUCUUCAUGGUCUUCCACUGGGAAGCACUCAGCCAUAUCAAUUCCAUCUAUUUUGCCUGAUAGAGCUGAGCAGCCUUUUCCCAUUGUUGCCACUGGUGGGCCCCAAAGGAUGUUGGGUCCCCCUACUGCUGCUACUCCAUUUAGUCCUGAUGUUUUCAGAGGCUCAGUGCUGUCAUCUUCUCCGGCAGUGACCUUUCCAUCCACCUCAUUUCAGUAUCCGGUCUUCCCUUUUGGUAACAGUUUUCCUCUCCCAUCGGCAACCUUUUCUGGUGGUUCAGCAACAUAUGUGGAUGCAUCAUCUGAUGGGAGGCUGUGCUUCCCUGGAGUCAAUUCACAAUUAUUAGGACCUGCUGGUGUGGAGGAUGGGGAUUCUGGUCACAAUAGAUCAGAUAGUCUAAAAUCUGAGAUUGCCAAAUUUACUGAUAAAGGGGGACUUGUAGACUAUGAUGGCGUAGAGAAAUUGGUGCAGCUCAUGAUGCCUGAGAAAAAAAUAGAUUUGGUUUGCCGAUCAGUGCUUGCUGGUGUGGUGGCUGCGACAGACAAAUUGGAUUGCCUUAAUUGGUUUGUGCAGCUUAAGGGUUUACCUGUUUAUGAUGAAUGGCUUCAAGAGGUCCACAAAGGAAAGAUUGGUGAUGGUAACAGCCCCAAAGACGGUGAUAGAUCAAUUGAGGAAUUUCUCUUAAUUUUACUUCGUGCACUUGAUAAACUGCCUAUAAAUCUUCAUGCACUACAAAUGUGUAACAUUGGCAAGUCUGUUAAUCAUUUGUGUACACACAAGAAUUUGGAAAUUCAGAAGAAAGCAAGGAGUUUAGUUGACACCUGGAAGAAACGUGUUGAGGCUGAAAUGGAUGCAAAACCAAAUCAGGGUGUCUCCUGGCCAGCUAGAUGCAGGCUUCCAGAAGUUACUCCUGGUGGGAACAGACAAUCUGGUGGAUCCUCUGAGGUUGCUGUAAAGAGCUUGGUGAUGCAGCCUACUGCUUCUAAAACUGCUUCAGUCAAGCUUGUACCGGGGGAGACCACUGCAAAGUCAGCAUUUGCAUCACCGGUGUCUGUGAAAUCAGUACCAUCACCUACAUCAGUGGGCACAAACCUAAAAGAUGGACAAUCUCGUAAUUAUGCUGUUGGUGGUGCAAUUGAACUUCCUUCAAAUCCGGCAAAGGAUGAGACUAGCGCUGAACCAUCCCUGGUUAACCAGCACCUUAGAGGCAGUGUGCCAUCCCAGCCAUCUGUUUCAAGCCUUCGGGUGGAUAAUUCAGAGACAGGGAACAUUUCUUCAUGGUCUUCCACUGGGAAGCACUCAGCCAUAUCAAUUCCAUCUAUUUUGCCUGAUAGAGCUGAGCAGCCUUUUCCCAUUGUUGCCACUGGUGGGCCCCAAAGGAUGUUGGGUCCCCCUACUGCUGCUACUCCAUUUAGUCCUGAUGUUUUCAGAGGCUCAGUGCUGUCAUCUUCUCCGGCAGUGACCUUUCCAUCCACCUCAUUUCAGUAUCCGGUCUUCCCUUUUGGUAACAGUUUUCCUCUCCCAUCGGCAACCUUUUCUGGUGGUUCAGCAACAUAUGUGGAUGCAUCAUCUGAUGGGAGGCUGUGCUUCCCUGGAGUCAAUUCACAAUUAUUAGGACCUGCUGGUGUGGAGGAUGGGGAUUCUGGUCACAAUAGAUCAGAUAGUCUAAAAUCUGAGAUUGCCAAAUUUACUGAUAAAGGGGGACUUGUAGACUAUGAUGGCGUAGAGAAAUUGGUGCAGCUCAUGAUGCCUGAGAAAAAAAUAGAUUUGGUUUGCCGAUCAGUGCUUGCUGGUGUGGUGGCUGCGACAGACAAAUUGGAUUGCCUUAAUUGGUUUGUGCAGCUUAAGGGUUUACCUGUUUAUGAUGAAUGGCUUCAAGAGGUCCACAAAGGAAAGAUUGGUGAUGGUAACAGCCCCAAAGACGGUGAUAGAUCAAUUGAGGAAUUUCUCUUAAUUUUACUUCGUGCACUUGAUAAACUGCCUAUAAAUCUUCAUGCACUACAAAUGUGUAACAUUGGCAAGUCUGUUAAUCAUUUGUGUACACACAAGAAUUUGGAAAUUCAGAAGAAAGCAAGGAGUUUAGUUGACACCUGGAAGAAACGUGUUGAGGCUGAAAUGGAUGCAAAACCAAAUCAGGGUGUCUCCUGGCCAGCUAGAUGCAGGCUUCCAGAAGUUACUCCUGGUGGGAACAGACAAUCUGGUGGAUCCUCUGAGGUUGCUGUAAAGAGCUUGGUGAUGCAGCCUACUGCUUCUAAAACUGCUUCAGUCAAGCUUGUACCGGGGGAGACCACUGCAAAGUCAGCAUUUGCAUCACCGGUGUUUGUGAAAUCAGUACCAUCACCUACAUCAGUGGGCACAAACCUAAAAGAUGGACAAUCUCGUAAUUAUGCUGUUGGUGGUGCAAUUGAACUUCCUUCAAAUCCGGCAAAGGAUGAGACUAGCGCUGAACCAUCCCUGGUUAACCAGCACCUUAGAGGCAGUGUGCCAUCCCAGCCAACUGUUUCAAGCCUUCGGGUGGAUAAUUCAGAGACAGGGAACAUUUCUUCAUGGUCUUCCACUGGGAAGCACUCGGCCAUAUCAAUUCCAUCUAUUUUGCCUGAUAGAGCUGAGCAGCCUUUUCCCAUUGUUGCCACUGGUGGGCCCCAAAGGAUGUUGGGUCCCCCUACUGCUGCUACUCCAUUUAGUCCUGAUGUUUUCAGAGGCUCAGUGCUGUCAUCUUCUCCGGCAGUGACCUUUCCAUCCACCUCAUUUCAGUAUCCGGUCUUCCCUUUUGGUAACAGUUUUCCUCUCCCAUCGGCAACCUUUUCUGGUGGUUCAGCAACAUAUGUGGAUGCAUCAUCUGGUGGGAGGCUGUGCUUCCCUGGAGUCAAUUCACAAUUAUUAGGACCUGCUGGUGCAGUCUCGUCCCAUUACCCUAGGCCUUAUGUUGUUAAUCUAGCAGAUGGCAGCAAUAGCGUUGGUGCUGAGAGCAGUAGAAAAUGGGGAAGGCAGGUCCUAGAUCCGAAUGCAGGGCCUGGUGGCCCAGACAUAGAAGGUAGAGAUGAGAUGUCUUCUCUUGCACUGAGGCAAUUGUCGGUUGCCAGUUCUCAUGCACAAGCAGAAGAGCAAGCAAGGAUGUAUCAUAUUGCAGGUGGCAUUUUGAAGAGGAGGGAACCUGAGGGAGGGUGGGAUGGCUGCAAGCAGUCCUCGUGGCAGUAGCAAUUUGUAGUUUUACAACCCAAUGAUCCAUGAAAGCUUCUCCCCAGCUUUUUGAGGAUGGGCAUUGGCUAAUCCUGAGAGGUCAUCAUCUAGCUUGUCUGCACUUGGAGGAUGGGUGUUAAGUGAGUUCUUUGAUGUUGUUAUUACUCGUCUCCAACCCCCAGCCUUCCGCUGUAUCAAUCGUAUCGUAAAAGAAUCUGUUCUGGGUCUUUAAGCUGGGUUUGUUACUUGAGUUUGUCCUGGCUGGCUGCAGAUCAGUUUCCCUUUUGUAGAUAUUUAACUGUUGGAAAGCUUGCACUGUAUUACCCUGACAUUCAAGUUGGUGUCCAUACUGAUGUUUAGUAUCUUCAGAAUUAUAUACCAUUGGACCAACCGCACCUUCCUCUUUCAACCUCAUGAUAUUGGGAGGUUGGUUUGGCUAUCUGCUUUAAACGGAUUUAUUUUAUUUUACUUGUCUUUGCUUCCUUGUAUAUCUUCUCUGCUUAUUCAUUUUUCUUCUUUUGUUCUUUUAUAGACAAUAUGGCCAUUGUACCCACCCUACCUGUCGUGAAAGUACAUUUUUCUUGUAUUGAUAAUCAUAUAGCCUGGGGUUAUGAGACUCAGGCUAUAUUCACUAGUUAUUCAAUUAGGGACAUUGUAGUGGUAGACAAGGUACUAUAAUUUAAGUACAAACGGAGCAUAUGUUAGCCUUAGCUGAUUAUGUUUUCUGAUUCUUUUACUUGUAUCGAUUUGCCGGUUUCUCUUCCUUUGGAUUUUCAAUUCUUCUGUUGAAUGUUAAGUUCAAAAUUUCUUGUCA